This is a messenger RNA of Styela clava, 2885 nucleotides long. NCBI's taxonomy places the organism in Eukaryota, Metazoa, Chordata, Ascidiacea, Stolidobranchia, Styelidae. The record is from RefSeq and is a predicted model, not a curated record.
AAAAGAAUUGAAAAAAGUAUAUAAUUUUGACAGGAAAAUUUAAACCAACAUUUUACAAUUUUAACAUGGAAAAACUUUGUUAUAAUAGCUGAGUUAACGUUAUGAAACGACUGAGUACCGUAUAUUUCUAUUUAUCAUAUUUUUGUCUGGCAACAUUAAACCUGUAAAUUGUACUGUUUUUAAUAUUUUUCACAAAUCUCUACUUUCCGACUUCCUGCACACCUAUAUCUGUAUAGCAUGUAAUGGAAUGCAUCUCUUCUCGUUUUCAUGUUCGAGCGAUUCCAGGAAUUGUUCGAUAGACAUAAAUUUGGAUAGUGAAUUAGUUUUGCUACAAAUUUAACUGGUACAUGUAGUAGACCUGCUUUAACUUGAAACAAUCAGACAGUUCAGCAGUUGAUCAUGUCAUCAAAGAAAUCAAAAUUUAAACCUCAAUGGAUUUACUCAGAAGAGCUUGGAGGUUAUCAGCUAUUUCAAAAGAACAGAGAAGACACACCCAUCAAUGGCAAAGAUCAAAGUGUUGACUGUACUCCGUUCAUUUCUGAUAAUGGAUUGUUGUCAGCUCAAGUUGUUUUCAUGGAACGAAAAGAUAUAAAAGUGUCUCAUAAUGUUAAGAACAGUAUUGUGGAACUUCAUCCAGAUACAAUGCAAUUGUGUGAAAUGAGAUUAGGAGGACCUGUGGUUAUCAGUACUGCGCCGAAUCAACAUGGGUCAAAAAUGGCUGCUAUGCGUGUUUGGCCCAAUAUCAAUAUACCUCUUGGAAAAGUUGCAUUGACUGAAUAUUUUUGUCAUUAUCUACAUAUAAAUGAAGGUGAAACAAUCGAUAUAAUUGAAACUGAAUCAAUGUGUGUUCAAGCUUCAACUGUUACUGCAAAUAUUGUGAAUGCAGGAGAGUUGGAGCAGAAAUUUCUAAAUUCAGCAAAUUUCAAAGAGUAUUUGCAACAUGUUCUAGAUAAAAGAUAUUUUUUGAUCGGCCAACAAUUAUCAAUCGAUUAUUUUGGAAAAUUCAUGCAACUUGAGAUUAGAGGAGCUGACGGACAAACAGCUGAAAACCGCUCUAUUUCUUUACAAAAGACAGAAUUAUCGGACAUUUCCGACCUGUCUGUUUUAAAUGAUAGCUUUGCAGAUAUAUCUUUACAUAGCAGUGGAAAUAACACACAAGAAACAUUCAUGAAGAAAGGAUUUGGUGUCCACAAACUUGAUUUUAGUUAUUCUUCAACGCCUAAGGAAAAGAAAACUCUCCCAUUAACGAAAGAUCUUUCUGAAACUUCCGAAGGCUGUAGGAAAACAACGAACGUUUCUUCUUCAGUUUUUUUAUUCACUCAAAAAACAAAACUGCAAUUUGAUACGGAAUAUUCGACCUCAAACAAGAACAAUGUCAUAAAUAAUGAUGAAAACUUUCAAUAUUUUGGAAAUGUUAGUUAUAGUAGUAUCGGAGGUCUUGAACACCAAAUUAAAGUGUUGAAAGAUAUGGUGGAACUACCAAUGACGAAAUCUCAUCUGUUUAAAAUGUCUGGUUUAUCUCCACCUUCAGGUAUAUUGUUACAUGGACCUCCCGGUACCGGGAAAAGUAUGUUAGUGAAAGCAUGUGUCAAUGAAACAAAUGUUAAAACUUUUUUAUUACAAGGUGCUAAAAUACUUAGCAGGUACUUUGGAGACAGUGAACAGAAACUACAUGAUUUAUUCAAAAAGGCAAGAGAUGAAGCUCCUUCAGUAAUUGUUAUUGAUGAAAUCGAUGCAAUAUGCCCACAACGAGAAACGUCGAAAACUGAUGUAGAAAAAAGACUUGUUUCAUCAUUCAUUACUCUACUUGAUGGUGUAACCUCAUCAAAUCAGUCAUCUUCAAAGUAUGUCAUUUUGCUUGCGACAACAAAUCGUAUCGAUGCCUUGGAUCCUUCAUUACGUAGAGCUGGAAGAUUUGAUUGUGAGAUUGAAAUCCCAAUCCCAUCUCCAAGUGGUAGAAUAGAGAUAUUUCAAAGACUCAUGUCAACCAUCAAUCACACCUUAAAAUCUAAGGACAUUGAACUAUUAGCGGAAAAAGCUCAUGGUUAUGUUGGUGCUGAUAUUUCUGCUGUAUGUAAGGAAGCUGGAAUGAAAGCCUUGCAAAGAACACUCAAUGACACAGAAAGCUCAAGUGAAGUCAUUGUAAACAAUGAAGAUUUUCAAUUUGGAUUGAAACAAGUUCCACCAAGUGCAAUGCGGGAACUAAUUGUGCAAGUUCCGAAGGUUCUUUGGUCAGAUAUUGGUGGCAACUCGGAAGUAAAGAAAAAACUGAAGCAAGCCAUUGAAUGGCCAUUGAAGAAUCCUGCCGCUUUUCAAAGACUUGGUAUUGAACCGCCACGUGGUGUUCUAUUAUACGGUCCUCCAGGUUGUUCAAAAACUUUGACAGCGAAAGCAUUAGCAACUGAAAGUGGACUCAAUUUUAUUUCUAUAAAGGGACCUGAAUUAUUCAGCAAAUAUGUUGGUGAUUCUGAGAAAGCAAUCAGAGAAUUUUUUUCUAAAGCAAGAUCAGCUGCACCGUCAAUUGUAUUUUUUGACGAACUUGAUGCUUUGGCAAUUGAACGCGGUGGAAGUUCUUCUAAAGGCGGAGGUAGUGUUGCUGAUCGGGUUUUGGCGGCUAUGCUUACUGAAAUGGACGGCGUGGAACAGAGACGUGACGUCAUCGUGGUUGCAGCAACAAAUCGACCAGAUAUGAUAGAUAAGGUUAGUGACGUCACGAAAAAUCAUUCGUAGAAAAUUCUCCACAUUAUCUUCAUGCCAGUCUCAUUUCCCAUUUUUUGAAUGAAGUAGCUCGAUAGCAACAUCUCCAUAUUUAACUAUUGUUUUUCAGUAAGUUUAUUGCAUAUUACGUUUACUGUAAUCGUUUAUUUGGAUCUUCGGACCGAUCU